GUGCAAACAUCAGACAACUGUAGCUGAAGGAAGGAAAGGUCUAAGUGGGGCUUAUAAAAAGAAUACCCGCCUCAUGCCUGUCAGAGUCCCUUAGAGAAGAGAUGGGCUCCGUCAUGGCAUUCCUCUUGUUCACCUGUGGUCUCUUACCAUUGUUGACUGAUGCUACGGGUAAGAAAUAUUCCAUGAAUUGUUUCUGAUUCAUCUUAACGAGGCUAGUGGAUCAUUGAUCUCUGCUUUCAAAGGAUCUCUUACAGCAUGGUUUCAAAGGAUCUCUUACAGCAUGGGGCAUGGUUUUCUGCUGCUUUUAGAAGGCAUUUGAAGGCACUUUAAACAUCUGAAGGUGCUGAAAAACUUUAGGGAAGUUUUUAAUGUUUGAUUUUUUAGUAUGUGAUGUGAGCCACCCAGAGUUGCUGGGGAAACUCAGCAAGAUGGGUGAGGUAUAAUAAUAAUAAUAAUAAUAAUAAUAAUAAUAGGCUCACCCAUACUUACCUUUGCUCCACAUUUCUAGGCACAGGUCUGGGAUUUUCAGGUCCACAUCUGACUGCUUAUUUUUGGACCUGGCACCCCUGAAAACCCACUCUUUACCACUGAAUUGGAGCAAAUGGCAAUCCAUGGAAAACCCAAAUUGCCAUUUCAUCCGAUUCAGUGGUAAAGAUUGGGUUUUCCUGGGAAACUGCUGGGCAAAAUAAACAAACAAAUAAGCACUCAGACAUAGACUGAGAAAGCAUGGCUGUUGGUCCCCAGUGUCUCUACCACAGCCCAGGUUGGGUGGGAUGCUCCAGCGGCUACAUAUGGUACCAGUCUGCGGCACACUGGGGAGGGGGGAAUGCCAGCCCAUCACAGGAGACAGCAUGAGAAGCAGUGGCUUGCUCUGCAUCCACUGCUUGCUCGCUGCUAGUUUUUGAAGCCACAUUCACAUGAUAUUAGCCACUAUCCAUAUUGAUGCUGUAGUUUCUUGACAAAUACUGCUGUUUGGUGUGUGAUUUUCUUAAACCAGCUUCAAAUAUGACUAGAAAACUGAAUGCUGAGUAAGUGGAAAUCGAGACAGCUGUUGCACAUGCAUGGGUGAAAACUACACUGUUUCCAUUUAAUGAAUUGUAGUUCUUAUUCUUACACCUUUGUCCCCUGUUUCCAUUUCAGUUGAUCAUCCCUGUGUCUUCCCAUUUAUUUACAAGAAUAAACCCUAUUCCUCUUGCACCAAGGAUGACCACCAUGAGCUGUGGUGUGCCACAUCGACUGACUAUGACACAAAAAACAUGUUACAAUGGAAAGCAUGUUCCCCUAAAGGUGACCUGUAUUUUCUCAUCAUCAUCAAUCUUUAUUACGGUCCAGAGACCCAACAAAACAUUACAAAUUAAUACAGAGUUCAUACAGUCUACCUCCAGGUUAAUCAAGCACUUUGUUUGGAAUAUAGGGCUCGUUUGUUCUUGCAACCACCGAUAAAAACUUUGCCACUGCCAACGUUCUAGCUUUUGUCCAGUCUUCCAGUAGGAACCUGACAUAGUGAGCCUCUGACUUUCCCGGGAAAGGCACCAGCAAGGGUAGUAUCAGUUCAGCCCUGGCCUGCUCAUACUUCGCACAAUGUAACAAAAUAUGAUCUAUGGAAUCGAUGUCUUGAGCACACGAGCAAAGUCUGUCCUGGGUAUUUUCUUCUAUUUCUGGUUUCCUAUGUCACACACAUGCAUAGCCAUUUUACUGAAAUAAAGUAGACAGAUCCUCCUCAUGAACUUUCCAUAGGCAUCUGAUUGGACAUUGUGGAAACAAAAUGUUGGAUUAGAUGGGCCUUUGGUCUGAUGCAGCUGAACUCUUUCUGUGCUCUUAAACAGGUUUGGGACUCCCAUCAGCAGCUUUUAUAGAUCUUCUUUAAACCCAAACUAUUACAAAUUUCCUUCCAAGGAUCAGUGAAAAGUUGCUUCAAGCAACAAGAGCUCUGAAGAAAUGAAACACAUCACCAGUAUGUUAAUUUGAAAAUAUGGUUCAAACUAUGUACCUAAGAGGCACUUUUGUACAAAUAUUUCCUACUAAUAAUUGAUAAAGAUUGCAUAGACCAUAAAAAUCACAUGUCAUCUUUUCUAACAUUACUGAUAUUACAUUGGCAUAAAUGCCAGCUAUCUUCAUGUCUUGUUUUAUAUCUAGUAUAACUGAAUUCAUGCACUUAAUCUUUCUUUAUACUUUCUUGUUUCUUUAACAUUAUUGUCAGUUGAGUAAUUGCAACCUGCUCUCACAGGCUCCUGCCCAAUUCUUUUGUCCUUGGUUUGUAGCUAUCUUUCUAAGUCUUUGCAAAGGAGAUACCUGGCAAGGUUUAUAUAUAUGUGACUUAUGGUAUCUAUAUGGUAUCUGAAGAAGUGUGCAUGCACACAAAAGCUUAUACCAAGAACAAACUUAGUUGGUCUCGUAAGAUGCCACUGGACAAUUUUUUUUAUUUUUUUAUAGAUUUCGACUGUGUCAGACCAACACGGCUACCUACCUGAAUAUAUGUGACUUGUUCACCAUUUUGUUUUGGUUUUUUUUGUAUUUUGUGAUCAUCACUAGUAUGUUUCAAUGCAUAUAAUCUCACUCUGUUUGGGUCUAGAGUAUGGAGGUAAUGAUGGUGGACGAGCCUGUGUCUUCCCCUUUGCGUACAAGAACCAAACCUUCUAUACCUGCACCAAUCUAGAUUCGCAGAAAGGGAACUUCUGGUGUGCGACAACAGGGAGCUAUGACAAGGACAAGAAAUGGAGCUACUGUGCUGAUACCAGUGAGCAUACUGCCGGGGCCUGGAAUAACAGGAGUGGUUGGCUGGAUGAAUAAUUAGUCAAGGCACUUUGUAGGCCAAGGAGAGUGAGCGGGAAGUUCAGUAUUCCCCAAUCUGGUGCCCUCCAGACAUUUUAAACUGCAGUUCCCAUCACCACUGACCAGUAGCCAUAUUUGUUGGGGACACACUGAUGUGAAACACCUGGAAGGCCCCACGCUGGGAGCACUUGCUUUGCAUGCAAAACAUCAAAAUUUCAUUCACCAGAAUCUCCAGGUAGGGCUGGAAGAGAGUCCUUGCCAGUCAGAGUAGACAACACCAAGCUAGAUGGAUCUAGCGUCUGACUCAGUUAUAGUGUUGUAACAGUGGUACAAUAGAAGUUAUAGAAAAAGGAAUAUUAUAGGACUCAGCUACAUUAGCCAAAACCCCACGUUUUAAAUGUGUAAAAACAUGCAACACCAGGUGGCACUGUAGAGCACAAAACUUUUCUAUCCGAUUUUAAAUAAUGUUUUUUUCUUUUGUUAUAAUGAUUUGAUUUAUUACUUAUUUAUAGUGUUUUUUUCCUGUGUGUAGAUCCAUCCUACGUCUUGUGACUCAUGUCACAAAGACAUAAUCCUCCCUCUCUCCCAUAGAUCAACCCAAAUAUCAUUCUUAAAAAUUAAUAUUUAUUGAUUUUUAAAAUAAAAGUUGAGAAGGUGGAUUGGCAUUACAAAAUGUUCAAAACAAAUACAAUCUUUCAAAAUAGGUGAACAUGGUUCAAACCAACACCAGAAAAUAAAAUAAAAAUAAAAUUCUACCACCAAUCAAUAUGUAUUAGUCAUCAGAGCCCUUUUUUCACUGUUUCAUAUUUUAAAGCAAAUAUUCUUGAUCACAAUGAAUACCAGAGAAUCAUGUGAGUAGAGCAAAAUAACUCGAGAAAUGUAGCAAAUUCACUGUGCCCACAAAAAGGGGGGUGGCAUAGAAUUACUGAACCUUUCUAGAGGAAUUAGUGCUGAUUUACAAGUCUGCUUUCAAUAUCUAGUCUCUAGUUUGGUACUUUUGAAUGUGUUGUAGGACAGAGAAAAUGGAUAGGAAAUAGGACAUUAAUGACAGGGUUAGGGAACCCCUGUUGUAUGAGAUGACCAUCCCUCUGUCUCUACCUUUCUGCAGGACUUUCUGCCAAUUCUCAUGGGCCGUGCGUCUUUCCUUUCAUCUACAAAGGCAAAUCCUACUCAUUUUGCACAACAAGUGGGGCAUCUACUGGAAAGCUCUGGUGCUCCCUCACCAGCAAUUACGAUACAAACCCCAAAUGGACUUACUGCGAUCCUUCAGGUAGGGGAUGAAAUCCAGAGGGAAAAGUCAGAUACCCUUAUUUUAUCAUUGGGGAACAUAUAAGAGGAGGUGGGUGGGUCAGAAGAGAGACAAGGUUUGUUUUGUGUGAUGGACUGGAAACAUCUUCUCCUCUUUGGCAAUUUUAUUCAGAAUUAAAUAUUCACAUUGGUGGGAGCCUACAUGGUGUACAUUUAUGGAGAAAAAUCAGGGGUGUGUAGGAUGUACAUUCAAGAUAUGAUUUUGGUAAUACUUUCGGAUGCAUCUAGAGUUUCAUCUUCUGCCUUCAAAGCUGGCUCAUGUGCUCAUGAGUCUGGAAACAGCAAAACUAUUGCAUAUGGACCUUGAGUCAGCUUUCUUCUUAUCGUGCAUUUCCCACUAAUCCCUCUUAAUGUAGUUUUUCAAUUCCCAAACCUUUUAUUUCUUCCUCAGAACCACGCCCUUGCACCUUCCCCUUCAUUUUCAAAGGGAAAUCCUACUCUGCCUGCACCAUGGAUGGAUCUGGAGAUAACACACUGUGGUGUGCCACGACUGCGAACUAUGACAAUGACAGUAAAUGGAAGGCAUGCGCCCUUGAAGGUAGGCCAUGUUGUGGCAGGAAACUUGUCAACUAUUUUCAGGAAUAAGGGAACUUAUUCCAUGGAAGUUUGGUAUAGAUGUAAAACAGUGGUUUACAGUGGUACCUCAGGUUAAGCACUUAAUUCGUUCCAGAGGUCUGUUCUUAACCUGAAGCACCACUUUAGCUAAUGGGGCCUCCCGCUGCUGCCGCGCCACCGGAGCCCGAUUUCUGUUCUUAUCCUGAAGCAAAGUUCUUAACCUGAAGCACUAUUUCUGGGUUAGCGGAGUGUGUAACCUGAAGCGUAUGUAACCUGAGGUACCACUGUACUAGGGAUUGCUAUAUGGGAUUGAUUGGGGCAAAAAAAAACUAAUAAGGAUAAUAAUAAUAUUAUAUCUGCAUAUGAAGUAUCUUUAAAUUCACCAUUAAUUUUGAACCAUCACUAGGCCUUAUUUUCAGUUUACAGAAGCCCCAUUGCUUGUGCUGUACUUGUACCCAGGCCAGGACCAGCCCACCCAUGAAGCAAGCUGAAGUGACUGCCUCAGGUGGCAGGAUCCAGAGGGGCAGGAAAUCUAGCUUCCAAAGAAUAUGCUGUCCAUUGCUGCCACCCCAGGGGCAGCAAUGUCUGCGGUGCGCUCCUUGGAGGCAAGAUCUGCUGUCUCUUCGGCAGCCUCCUCAAUGCUGCCUCUAUAGUGGCUUCUCGGUGAAUAGGGGGCACUGGUGGUCUCCUCCUACCCCUAAGGAGGAAAUAACGGGGGCUGCAAUCCGAUUGUUUUGUAGACUCAUGCAACAUCUGAACAAAAAGGACUGAAAACAGAACAUGGGAUAGGAAUGCUUGGGGAAAUGUUGGCUUGGAACCAAAUAUGGACACGCCACCUGAGAAUUUACAUAUAGUUUAAACGAAAACACUACCCACCAUUUGAAGUCGAUUAUGGAAAUCAAAAGUAUAGUCUGAGCUUUUAGGGUUGCCAUAUUUUGAAGAGCAAAAAAGAGGACACAUUUGCCAACUUCUACUUUUAGCUACAGAUCGCUAUGACAACUCUCAUUUUAAAUACCCUACUAUAUAUAGGCUAUAGAAGCUGUGAUAUAUUGCUAGUAGCAAUGUUCUUAACUUUCAACAACAAAAUAAUAAUAAUAAUACAUAUUGCUACCUCAAUUGGCACAUGAAAGUAUUUCAGCUCAUGUCCACAUCUUUGUGAGCAUAAAUGUGCACAGAACAAUUUAUUAAACUAUUUGACGUGUACAUACGGACUCUCCUUAAGGACAGGGGGAUGUUAACUGUUGCUCUCCCAGACUCCUUCUCCAAGAUCUUGUAGCUGAGCCAGUGUCCUUUUAGUUCAGCCACAAGAGAAGGGAUUUAUACAGUAUAUAGCUAGUUUAAAAUUCUGCUCUGUUGUGACUCUCUGCUGCAGCCUAGCUUAGCUGGGUGCCUUAAAUCUGAGUCUAAUGCACUAUAAAAAAAUUCCUGGGUUACUGUAAACAAAAAAACCAAACCAAAAAAACCUGGACAUUUUGCCAAAUUUUAAAAAUCUGCAGGACAGAAAUUUUAAUCUUGAAAAAGAGGACAUGUCCUAGAAAAAGAGGACAUAUGGCAACCCUAGAAAGGUUGCUCAGUCCCUGAGUGAUUGGCCUUUGUCCACUUCUUCAAUACAUAAUUUUAAAACACUUUUUCCUUUUUGAUCCUUCUUAUUUUUGUAUUCCCUGCAUCUGUAGAAUAUGAAGGGAACUCCAAUGGCCAGGCCUGUGUCUUCCCCUUCACCUACAAGGGCCGGAAAUUCUUUACCUGCACCAAUGAGGAUUCUGAUCAUGGCAGGUUCUGGUGUGCAACAACAGGCAACUAUGAUAAGGGCAAGAAGUGGAGCUACUGCGCUGACACAAGUAAGAUGAUGCUGAUGGUAGUGUGCUACUAAGUUUAGAAAACACCUGAAGGCAGCCCUGUUCAAGGAAGUUUUUAAUGUUUGAUGUCGUAUUGUGUUUCAAAGGGUGUUGAGGUAGAUAUUUUGGUUGCUAAAUCAAAGAAAGAAGUGUGAUGCGUCGUUAAGUCACACCCUCCAACCAGACUCCAAAUCAAAGAAAAGAAUAGGUUGACUUCCACCCAAUUCAGGUAUAUGUGGCUCACUGCCCGUCACAUUUUGGCACACAGUCAAGACCAGAAAACGCUGCUAGCUGACUGGAAUUUUAGUUUGAUUUAGCAAGCCCUGCUUGCCUGCCCAUUUGAUACUUCAGAUGACACCCCAAUUCCUUUGUUUUAUUGCGGACUUGUCACCAUGGCAUGCAAUUUAGCCCUUGUGGUGACAUGAUUGUUUGUGGGCUAUGGUUUUUUUGCUAACAGUGCCAAAACUCUCUUCAUUGUUCAAGAUUUUAUGUAUAAAUGCACCCAGAAGUGCAGUGGGUCAUAUCCCACUAACAUGUACUCUGAGUAUACCCACUGAAAUUAGCCAUGCCCAUUAAUUUCAGUGGGUCUACUCUGAGCAUGACUAACAUUUGCAGAAAUGAGUUGACAUUGUACAGUGCGUACGGAGCAUUCAGUAGACAUUAGUUGAUCAAACGGGAAUGGAUCUGGAAAAAGCCCAAUCUCCAUGGGUGCUGAAAACUUGAUGUAUGGUGCUUGCAAUAUGACUCUAAUGCAAGGUGUGGAAGUGCUAAAAGGCAAUGCUAUGAUGAGUCACUGAUGUUUAGCAUGGGGAGAGAAUUCUGGGUCACAGUGUCUGAGUCCACAGGUUUGUUCUAGAUAUAUGUUAUGAAGUAAAUCUGUUGUACUUCCCAGGACUUGAUAGUUGGAAGAAUCCUUUCCAUUUUUUAAUCAUUUGGGCUAUAAGUUUCAUUGGAACUGUUCAACAUUAAUGGUAUUUUGACUACUCUGUUCUCGUUUUCCAGGAGUUCAACCAGGUGGCGGCGAUGAAUGUCAGUGAUUCCAGCUAUCCAGUUUGGAUCACAACAGGUGGAUGGGUAAAAGAAAGGUCAUUGGGUGUGCCGACUAGAAGCCUUGCUAAGUGGGUUGUGCUGCAAACAAUUUAGAAGAAUGAUGAUCCUGUGACUUAUAUAUAUAUAUCUGCUUUGGGAGGGCUUUACCCUGUGAGGUGGCCUACAAAUAAAUAAGAUGUGGCAGUGGGAGAUUAUUAAUCUUUGUCAAACUGUAUCUUUGUGCUACAAAAAUAAAACAUUUCUUCUAGUUUGCUGGGCAGCAUAAAAAAA
This is a messenger RNA of Podarcis lilfordi (Lilford's wall lizard), 7790 nucleotides long. NCBI's taxonomy places the organism in Eukaryota, Metazoa, Chordata, Lepidosauria, Squamata, Lacertidae. The record is from the annotation of a GenBank genome assembly.